Molecule: messenger RNA, 2510 nt
Organism: Dimorphilus gyrociliatus
Lineage: Eukaryota; Metazoa; Annelida; Polychaeta; Dinophilidae
Source: the annotation of a GenBank genome assembly
GUAAUAGCGUUCGUGAGACGAGGGGGUUAGUUGUUCGAGCAGUAAUAUAAAUGUAAACUCUGUUAUUGAACGGCUUAUUCCAAACUGAGCUGCCAACAUGAAAGCUCCACUUCUAGGUUUUAUUGUAUGUGCCAUAACUUUGGUCAAUUGCUCCAUAGAUUACAACGAAGCUGAAAAGUUUUUAGAAAAAUAUGAAGGUUUUAAAAUUCCCAAACUAUCUCCAAAUGAAAUUCAAAAGCAUCCAUCACUUCAACCAAGUUUUAUUAAGGCAUUGAAGAAAAUGCAAAAAUAUGCUGGCAUUCCCAUUACGGGAAAAUUAGAUGAUUUAACUAUGGAAACUAUGAGGAAACCUAGAUGUGGCAAUCCUGAUGGUGAAAAUGAAGAUCAUGAAAAUGAUAACAAAGAAAAGAGAUAUGCCGUUGCUUCGAAAUGGUAUAAAACUCAUCUCACAUAUUACAUAAAGGGUAGCACAUAUACAUAUGAUCUCGACAAUAAAAAAGUAGAGGAAGCUGUUGCCCAAGCUUUUAAAUAUUGGUCGGAUGUUAGUGCUUUAACAUUUGAAAGGAGGUAUAGCUCUUACAACGUAGAUAUUAUUAUGUAUUUUGCUAAAAAAAGUCAUGGCGAUAGUAAUCCUUUUGAUGGUCCGGGAGGAGUAUUAGCUCACGCAUAUUUUCCAACUAACGGUGAUGUUCAUUUUGAUGAUGAUGAGGCUUACACCUUAAGAAGUUACGCUGGAACAAACCUUUUACAAAUUGCCACUCAUGAAAUAGGACAUAGUCUCGGUCUUCAACACAGUUCAAUCAAGAGUGCUGUCAUGGCUCCCUACUAUUAUGGAUAUUCUCCCAAUUUUGCACUACAACCUGAUGAUAUUAAUGGUAUUAGAAGUCUUUAUGGAUCCAAUCGGCCAACAACUCCAGUAUAUACUUCUUCCACAACUAAAACUGUUAAGUCUACUGUUAAGACUCCUGUUAAUUCUUAUCCAGACCCAUGUUCUCUUACUAGUAUUGAUACGUUUUUUGAAUCAAAGAAUGGUUUUUUUUAUGUUUUUAAGGGAGAAUAUUACUGGAAACUCAACAGAUAUGCAGAUUUACAAAGUAAAAUACCAACCAAAAUAUCAGAUGGCUUUCCUGGUCUGCCAAAUGACAUUGAUGCCGCUUUCAUGUGGUUUUCAAAAUCUACUUACUUCUUUAAGGGUGACUUAUAUUGGAGAUUUCGUGAUGGGGUGAUGCAAAGUGGCUUUCCAAGAAGAAUAGGAAAAGAUGGCUUUAGGGGUGUACCAAAUAAUCUUGAUUCGGCCUUUGUAUAUAAAGGAAAUAAUGUUAUUUAUUUCACCAAAGGUAACUUGUAUUAUAGAUACGAAAACUUUCGCGUAAAAGAUAACUACCCUAAACAAUUUGACCGAAUCUGGGAAGGUCUACCAGCAGGAGUAGAUGCAGCUCUAGCUUACGUUAAUGAAUACAAUUACUUUUUCAAAGGUAGUCAAUAUUAUCGCUUCAAUCCAAGCACAUUCUCCGUUGACAAGGGUUAUCCAAAAUCCAUCGCUCAGUGGUGGUUCCGUUGUUACGAUAGUGUUCAAGAUGCACCAUCUGAUGUAAGAGUAGCAGAGGAUUCUGAUUCUACUGAAAGAGAAACUGAAAAUGAUAGAGAACCCAUAAAUUUAGUAGAGAAUAAAUCACUAAGUGAAAUUGACGAAGAAGGCUUAUUAAGCAACGCUGCCACCUUGAAAAUUUCAAUUAUUAUGGCAACUAGUCUUGUCGUUUUUAAACUGUUAUUUUAACUAUUUUUCUUAAAGGAAGAGCACUUUUCUUUUUAUUUUUAAUUGAAAUUAUUUAAUAAAUGAGACACUUUACUCUAAAGAGAAUUUUUUAUUAGACAUUGUACGUUCCAGGGUAUUUUAUGUCUAUCUAGAACACUUACAACUUAGACUGCAUUCUACUUUUUACCUUAAAAAAAUUCCUUUAUCAAAGAAUUUUAUAUUUUUGAUGGUGUUCACCUUUUUUAUAUUUCUUUAAUAAUGAAGGUCUCUCAUACCGUUUGUUAUGUACGUUCUAUGAAAGAAGCUAUUGAAUAAAAAGAAAAACUUGGCAUAAUGUUUUAUUUUCAAAUUUUAGUAGGAUUGGCAGUUUAACGUCUUCAUUCAGUAAUAGAAAGAAAUUUAACAAUAUGAAGCUGGAAAGAAAAGAAUAAUUUGGCGGAGGGAAGGGAAAUAUUUUGCUAAAUCACAUAAAAUGAUUAAAAGUUUAUAUAGAUAUUUCCUAUUAUGGAAUAUUUUGUGCUUCUAUCAGCAUAAUUUUACGUAAGCAAGCCUAAUUAAUUAUUACGACAAUUUAGAACAAAUGAAGUAUGGAAAGAAUGUUCUCUUGUUAGCGUUUAACAGUCCUGUUAAGAAAGUAGCUUCCUUUUAAGUUGGCAAAGAGACUUUGGUGAAUAAAUAUAGUAUUAACAUAUAAAUCGAUAAACAUACUGUAAAAUAGUCAUUAUGUUAUAUUUAUUUCUUAAGAGAAUGUCGA